UCCCAGAAGAGGUGUUAGAUACAAAAGAGAACAGUAUAGAACCUGACUUACUCCUAAUGUAAAUCCUGCACCAGGAUGGAAGGAGAUUCUUACCACAAUGCAACUACUGUCAAUGGCACCCCAGUGAAUCACCAGCCUUUGGAACGCCAUGGGUUGUGGGAAGUCAUCACCAUUGCAGCUGUGACUGCUGUGGUCAGCCUGAUCACCACUGUGGGCAACGUCUUAGUCAUGAUCUCCUUCAAAGUCAAUAGUCAGCUGAAGACGGUUAACAACUAUUACCUGCUCAGCUUAGCCUGCGCAGAUCUCAUCAUUGGGGUCUUCUCCAUGAAUCUCUAUACCACCUACAUCCUCAUGGGACGCUGGGCUCUCGGGAGUCUGGCCUGUGACCUUUGGCUGGCACUGGACUACGUGGCCAGCAACGCUUCCGUCAUGAACCUUCUGGUGAUCAGUUUUGACCGUUACUUUUCCAUCACAAGACCCCUGACGUAUCGGGCCAAGCGUACCCCAAAGAGGGCUGGCAUCAUGAUUGGCUUGGCCUGGCUGAUCUCCUUCAUCCUCUGGGCCCCAGCGAUCCUCUGCUGGCAGUACUUGGUGGGGGAGCGAACGGUGCCUGCAGAUGAGUGCCAGAUCCAGUUCCUCUCGGAGCCCACCAUCACUUUCGGCACCGCCAUUGCUGCCUUCUACAUUCCUGUUUCCGUCAUGACCAUUCUCUACUGCCGAAUCUACCGGGAAACAGAGAAGCGGACCAAGGACCUUGCUGACCUCCAGGGCUCUGACUCUGUAGCUGAAACUGAGAAGAGAAAGCCAGCUCACAAGGCUCUGCUCAGCUGCUUUGGCUGCCCGCGGCCCACGCUGGCCCAGAGGGAACGGAGCCACGCUUCCUGGUCAUCCUCCCGCAGGAGCACCCCUGGGAAGCCGUCCCAAGCCUCCGGCCCAAGCACUGAGUGGGACAAAGCUGAGCAGCUCACUACCUGCAGCAGCUGCCCCUCCUCAGAGGAUGAGGACAAGCCCACCGCUGACCCUGUCUUCCAGGUGGUCUACAAGAGUCAGGCCAAGGAAAGCCCACAGGAAGACUUCAGUACUGAAGAGACCAAGGAAACUUUUGCGAAAGGUCAAGCUGAAAAAAAUGACUACGACACCCCAAAAUACUUCCUGUCUCCAGCAGCUGCUCAUAGACCCAAGAGUCAGAAAUGUGUGGCCUACAAGUUCCGAUUGGUGGUGAAAGCAGACGGGACCCAGGAGACCAACAACGGCUGUCGCAAGGUGAAAAUCAUGCCCUGCUCCUCCCCAGUGUCCAAGGACCCUUCCACGAAAGGCCUGGAUCCCAACCUCAGCCACCAAAUAACCAAACGAAAGAGAAUGGUCCUUGUCAAAGAGAGGAAAGCAGCCCAGACCUUGAGUGCCAUCCUCCUGGCCUUCAUCAUCACGUGGACCCCUUAUAAUAUCAUGGUCCUGGUUUCCACCUUCUGUGACAAGUGCGUCCCCGUCACCCUGUGGCACUUGGGCUACUGGUUGUGCUACGUCAACAGCACUGUCAACCCCAUUUGCUAUGCCCUCUGCAACAGAACCUUCCGGAAGACCUUUAAGAUGCUGCUUCUCUGCCGAUGGAAAAAGAAAAAAGUGGAAGAGAAAUUGUUCUGGCAGGGGAACAGCAAGCUCCCCUGAAAAGUUAAUAACUCCCCUCAAAAGAAUGACCAUCAUCCACUUCCCGAUUCCGGUUUGUUGAUGUUCAAAAAAGACAUCUGUCACUUCGAGUCCCUGAGAACUUUGUAAAGGCUUGAGGUCUGUGGCCCAAAGAAAGGAGUCACACCUGCCACAGUUGCUGCCCAUUGAAUUAUUCCUGUCUGUGACUAAGGUUGCCUGAUGUCACAGGUGUUUGCCAUUGAAGUGAAUGGGCUUGUGGCUUCACAGGCGGGAGGCAUGCUGGGUCACGGUGGACAGUGACUGAGGGGACCUUUGUCUAACCUUCUGUGGGGAACAGCAGGGACCGGUUGGAAACGUCUCCCCUGUGGAAACAUGUCAUAGACUUUUGUGCAGUGUGUAUGUGUCUAUGAAGUUGUCUUGUGUCAGUGAGAACCAGGG
Molecule: messenger RNA, 2082 nt
Organism: Myotis lucifugus (little brown bat)
Lineage: Eukaryota; Metazoa; Chordata; Mammalia; Chiroptera; Vespertilionidae
Gene: CHRM5
Product: cholinergic receptor muscarinic 5
Exons: 1
Coding region: 76-1665 (529 amino acids)
Biological process (GO): chemical synaptic transmission; adenylate cyclase-inhibiting G protein-coupled acetylcholine receptor signaling pathway; G protein-coupled receptor signaling pathway, coupled to cyclic nucleotide second messenger
Cellular component (GO): synapse; plasma membrane; dendrite
Molecular function (GO): G protein-coupled acetylcholine receptor activity; G protein-coupled serotonin receptor activity
Source: RefSeq, a predicted model, not a curated record